AUUUAGAAUUCGUGAUAAAGGAAGAAAGGACGAGUUUGCCUGAUGUUGCCGGACCUUCCACCCACCGCUCCCUCCCUCCCGCCAGCUCGGACAUCUACCUGCGCAUCCGAGGGUACGUCAGUCAUGUGAUUGCCCGCGCGGCCCACUUCCGCACCUCCUCGCGCGACCCGGCGAAGACCACCCUCUCCUUGCAGUGCUCACACAGGUACUCCGGCUCGUCCAGCAGGUCCACCAAAGCUAUCCGGUCCUCCCUCUUGCGGCCCUGGUUCUGCCUCUCGAUGUCCUCAUUCUCCUUACCCCGCCGCACAUUCUCAGCCCGCACUCUCUGGAGGUCCCGCUGCACCUUGCUGCAUUGGUCGUCGUAGCACUGCCGGCACACCCGGAGGUGUCUGCAGGGCAUGUACAUGACCGACGGGGCCGCGUCGAAGCAGAUGGAGCACUCAUGCCCAUCUCCCUCUUGCUGGGCCGACGGCAGUUGCUGCUGCUGGUAGUGGGGCUGCUGUGGUGGUGGUGGGGCGGAUGAGCUGCUGGACGAUGAAGGGGGCUGUUGUUGGACGCUGAGGGCAGCCAGCCUGAGGCAGACAGGACACCGUGCGUGACGAUUAAUUCGGAUGUGACACUCGUGUCAUUCCUACUUGCGAUUGGUCUCCUCGAGUUGCUGUAGGUGGUGCAAGAGGGCCCUCUCGCGUUGCUGCUGCUCCUCCCGCUCCCUCCUCAGCGCGUCCCUCUCACGCUGCACCUCACACUCAACAGAGGACGGCCCAACCGGCGACCUGCACACCACACCCACAGCACUAAGAUAUGGAUGUGUGGAAGGAUGCAGGCGUUGCUUCCUUCACCUACCCGUGAGCAGACGUGGCCGACUCGGUACCCUGUUGGUCGGCCGAGCAGCUGCGGUCUGCUGCGUAAGUCUCGUCCGCAGCGAACAGUGGGAAGGGAGGCGGCGGUGGUGAGGGAGGCCCAACUUCGCCGCCAAACUACUCACCAUAGUCGCUCCCAUCGUCAGCAGCGGUACACGGUCCCGCCGACCAGUCGCCACGUAAUGCACUGCCGCUCGAUGUUGUGGCAGCUGCAGCUGCGGCAGCCGCCAUGGUGUGACGGGGGCUGGGAGUGCCAUUGUAGUUGUGUGUGUGGUGGUGAUGGCCGCCAGGUGGGCGGGGCGCGGGCAGCAUUGGGGGAGGGGGUGGGGGGAACGGUGGGGGGGUGAGAAGCGCCAGAGGGCUGAGCAGGAAUGACACGUAGAUGGUGGAUGGAGAAGGUCCUCGUUUGCAUACAAGCCCACCUGUGUUGUUUGGCUGACGGGGCUGCCAUCGACACCGCUUGAUGCUCACCAGCUAACCCAUUCGAUAGGGAGAACACAUUGCUCCGACGACCCACAGAGCUGCAGGAACACGGAGAAUGAUUCAUGGUCACGUCAGCGGUAUGGUGCGGCGUGUGCGUGUCUUACGGGGAGGGCAUGUUGGCUGCAGCCACUGCGGCAGGACCUUCUACCACACAUGGGGAUUGAUAGGUGGCCUUGCCGAGGGCACUCGGUGGCGACGAAGUCGAAGAGAGUGGCAGGAGACGGCCAUCCGGCGGCUGCUGGGUGGCCACGGGCUUGUUGAUGGUCUCCUUUUUGGGGUUGAAUGGUCCGCCGCCAUCGUUGCCCUCGUCGCCAGAGACGAUGUUUGACGGCACGCACGCCGUCAGCUGCCUGCACCAAGAGGGCAACAACGAAUGAUGUCGUGUGUAGUGUUGCCUGGCGUUUGUGUGUGUUGGUGUGUGUACCCCUGGUUGACAAGGUCAUUGGAUGGAGCGGCCGCAGAUACCGAGGGCAGGGGUUGCUCAUCGGCCGACCCACCGUCGCCCUCCUCCUUGGCCGGCAUGGCGCCGUUCUCGUCAUCAGACAACUCACCACUGAGAGAACAACAGGAAGGGGAUGGCACACACUCCUCUAUGCUCCUCAGACUUACCCUGAUUGGUCUACAGGAGCGCUCGACGAUGACGCAGCAGCGGGUGCACUGGCUUGCCCCCCUCCCCCUCUACCGCCCUUGUUCUUCUUUCUGUUGUGUCGCUUCUUCUUCUUUGCUGUGCCACUGCUGGCUGGGUGGGGCGCCUGCGGGUCGUCGUCGAAGGACAUGUUGGCGAUGGCUUUGUUGUAGCGUUCGGUCUCGGCUUUCUCGACGCCAUCAAAGAUAUCGCGCAGCUGCAUGGAAUGUCAGCCACACCACGGACAGAGAGAAUGACUUAUCAUGACAUCGGCGAAGGGGGCGUGGCGUGUCUGUCCUGGCUGACCUUUGUCAACACGUUGGUGUGUUUGCUCUUCUUGCCACGCCGCUGCAUCUCGCGGAGCGACUUGACAGAAUCGAGCUGACCACACGCGCACACAAAGAAUACAGAACGCUCCACAGUUUCCUCAAUUCCGUCGGCGCCGUCGACCACCGUCUCCACGGCGCUCUCAAUACGAAGCAGCGGUGCAAUGGAUGCAGCGGCGCCAGUGAGCGAAGUGGUUGUCAACACGUGCACACGCAGCACGGCCCUGCAUAUGACAGAGGCGAACCCAGCCCUGUCGGCGACCUGACGAAGGCCCAAGCACCAACCAAUACAGGCAGGGAGAGAUUGUAUGCCACGCAAAGGAAGGGCGCCGGCUCCCCACAUGCCUACCUACCGGCGGUGAGACGGCCGCAAUCCUAGCCAUCAGGUCCGUCAGAUUAGCGAGGAUGGCCAGCCCCACUGAGGGUGUCCGUGUCAGUCUGUCGUCGUUGACGAGCUUGACACAGAUGGCGGGCAGCCCAGAAUCGAUGAGCGAACCAAUGUCAUCUGCACACACAGAGACACAGCGGAUGGCGUCCUUCCUUUCGCUCCCAUCUCCCCUUCUCCCCGGCCACUCACCCGUUAUGCAGCACUGGAAUGGCGUCGCGAGGACGAUGCUGAUCUGCGCGGCUCUGUUUACGUCUGGCAUUGUGUGCCCGUCGACGAACAGCGGUGGAGGUCCGUCGUUGACGGAUGCAAAGAUACCCCUGAAGACCUCUGGACGGAGCACUCUCUCUACGAAGGGCCUGCAGUCGUCCGCUACACACGAUGCACCUGCACUCACCACACGUUGGCGCCACACAGCCAGUCGGGUAUGUACCGGCGCCCUAUUUGUUGUCUACGACUCACUCGUUCAUAGGUAUGCACCUGGGAGAUCCUUGGCCGCGGCCAUCGGUCGGGAGACGAGCUCGCUGAUGAGGCCUAGCUUGAGCGAUGCCGCCCACUUGUCUUCGGCUGUGGCACUCUUGGAUCCGAUGACGCCCACGAGCUGGUCUACAUGGACAAAGGCGUGCUUCUGAAGCGCACCACACACGGCCGUCAGCGUCUCAACCGUCGGCACUGAACCACCAAGCAUCACCACACACACACAUUUGUAUGCCUGACGAUCUGGACCGACCGACUCGCGCUCACCGUUGCCGAGCACUGCCGAUAGGAACGCGAGCAUCGAAGCGCGGUGCGAGUGGUAGGGGUCCAUCAAGUUGCUGUGCGACACCGCAAACAGUACGUGCAGCAAGGAGAGCCGCAGCCACACCAGGGCCGCCGACGGCUCCACGUCAGCCAGCAAAACCUCGACUAACGACUCCACCAUGGUGGCAAGACUAUCGAAGCCAUCCCUGACGAGAUCAACAACAAUAUGCAGGCAAGACAAAGAGCGACUCAGGCAGGGGUCACUCAUUCUUUGCUGUAUGUAUUGUUCGUCCAGACCUGAGCGCGGCGAUCCCAGCGUCCUCCAUCAUGCCCAGGCAGUCUCCGUGGUUGGCCACCAGAUGCUCGUGGAAGUCUCGCGUGUUGCCGAUGGCCUUGCCAUAUCGGAGGAUGCCCAAUAGGAGUAUGCAGAUGACCGAGAUGGACUGACGACGCCCCUGGAGUGCCAGCAUGAGGUCGACCAGAACGGUCACGAGUCCCUGCGGCGACCCCUGGCGGGCGAUGAGCUCCUGGAUGAACGCAUCUCUCCUCGCGGCUGGCUCCAUCAGCUGUGCCGCCAUUGCCAGGCUCAUCUCUCUGAUGGCCCAGGGCGCUCCAGGGUCCGUGACGAUCACCCAGAGAAAUCUCGCGGCACGGGCGACGUUGCCGCACCGAAGGACGAAGCGGUUUAGAAUCGCCAACUUGAUGCCUUCUGAGCCGGAAUAAGUGGCAAGGCAAACGAGGUGUGUUGCGAAGGCCUGGACAUCACUUGCUGCCAGAAGAGCGUCGACUUCAGCCGCAACGUCAUCAGGAAGGGUCAACAAGGGCACGGCCGGGGUGGUCAUCGCUACGGACGGGAUCUACCAGGGGGCUGCUACAGGGGCUGCAUCUGCGCCGCAAAGAAGAGGCCUGAAUGAAUUGAAUGCAAGAUGCAGCCAUGUGUGCAUCAAAUUUUCAAUUUUCCUCUCAGCUCUUGCUCACCGCGACAGUGCCUCUUGCAAACAGCCACCACAGUCAAACGCUU
Molecule: messenger RNA, 4441 nt
Organism: Vitrella brassicaformis
Lineage: Eukaryota; Vitrellaceae
Source: the annotation of a GenBank genome assembly